Messenger RNA from Erigeron canadensis, 2568 nucleotides. RefSeq lists its product as uncharacterized. The coding region runs from base 194 to 2242 and encodes 682 amino acids. The transcript is spliced from 2 exons. The record is from RefSeq and is a predicted model, not a curated record. Gene Ontology annotation, molecular function: protein binding. NCBI's taxonomy places the organism in Eukaryota, Viridiplantae, Streptophyta, Magnoliopsida, Asterales, Asteraceae.
GAAAUACACACAGAGAAAAAAAAAAAAAGAAAUUACGAGUUCUUCAUAAAAUCAAAAACCGCAAAAACCUAAUAAAAUCGAUCCAUUUUAAAAGAUCGAAUUGCAAGUUACAAAAACCCUAAUUCAAUUCACAAUCAUCAAAUCUCUCAUUUUCCCCAAUUUCAAACCCUAACGGUGGAAACUGGAAUUUACAAUGUCUCCCGCAUCUAAGUCAAAGUCAAAGGACAAAAGGGCUGCUGCCAAGGACCCACAGAAGUCCUCUACCAAACCCACAUCUAAUGCUAAUACAGGCGUCCCUGCUAGUGGUUACAAUCCACUUCUGGGUACCUUUCACAUGCUUGACACUGCACCAUUGUCUACAGCGCCAUCUGUUCAUAUAAAUGGCCGAUCUCGUAAUGUCGAUGAUACGGAGGAUAAUAGUGGGAACUCUACGGGGGUGGGGAUUGAAUAUGAUUCCAUAUCUAACAACGGUAGUUGGUCAGGUGAGUCUGAAGAUCAUAAAGACAAAAGUUCUCAAGGAUCCUCCCGUCAGGAAACAAUACCAGGGGUUGAUAAUGACAAACGUGAAAAAAUCCGUCAAAAGAAUGAGAAGAAACAUCAGCGUCAAAAAGAGAGGCGAGCUCAAGAACUCCAUGAACGGUGUAGUGGUUACCUAAUGUCAAGAAAGCUGGAAGCACUUGCCCAGCAGCUUGUAGCUAUGGGAUUCUCUUCAGAACGUGCAACAAUGGCUCUUAUAUUGAAUGAAGGUAGAGUUGAGCAAUCAGUUGCAUGGUUGUUUGAAGGGGGUGAAGAUUCUGAAAACCAACGCGAGCAUAAUCUUGACGGUGGUGGUAAUUUGAAAAUUGACAUAUCAGAAGAGCUUGCUCAGAUUACUGAAUUGGAAAUUAAGUUAAAAUGCUCAAAACAGGAGGUAGAGCGUGCUAUAGUUGCAUGUGAAGGUGAUCUUGACCAGGCGGCAGAAACCUUAAAAGUUCAGAAGCAGGAACAACCUCCUGCUGCCCCGCCAAAGCUUGAAGAAAAUGGCGGUUCUUCAGCUCAUAUUAAUGGUAAGCUUUCCGUAGCUAUGAGCCAGAACUCAUCUACCUCAAGAAUGAUAUCAAAAUCUAUACCUAUACAACAGAAAACCGAUGACAGAGAUUUUAAUUACACCAAAACAGUUGCUACGUUAGGACCGUCAGGAGACUCUGGGAUCAAAAGUUUGCAGUUGCUAAAGAAAAUUCCACCCAAUUCGGAUUGGACAAAACAGCAACAAAUUGCUACUCCUUUGGAGAAGAGGUGGCCGGUGUCUGUUGGUGGAUCAAACCCUUCUGUUUCUUAUUCUUUAGCUUCCCCAUUGCAGGCUGCACCACCACUAGCGAAAAAUGAUUCCCGAUAUGUAAAUAUUGGAACUGAGCUAAAGAACCUUCAGUUAGGAUCGGUGAGGGAACCUGUUAUAAUGAUGCAGCGGCCCAAAUCGAAGAACAUGACCACAAGUGUAAGCUCGUCUUCCCCAGCAUCAGUCACUGACUGGCAUCCUAAUGUUGUUGAGCCAGUAAUGAAUAUGAAUUCCAAUGGGUAUUCACAUGUACCUAAUAGCACAAGAAGCUUUAACACCGCGACCUAUGGGAACACUGUCAAUAACAACACCCAAUUAUAUGACCAGUUCCAUUAUCAGCAACAGCAGCAACCGAUCCCUCAGCAGCAGUAUGCAUCAAGCAGCGGCCCGUUAGACCAUCAUUACAACCAACAGGGUUCAGUGAAUCAUUUUAACAGUGGUGGUAUGUGGAACAACAGAACGGUGGGCAACACCACCACCCCGACUCUGGCAGCUGCAUCUUCUCUUGGGCUGUUCUCUGGGUUGGGUUCAAACGGGCCUUCAGGACCUUCAUCUCCAGUAGACUGGAAUGCCUGUGACUCAUUGCAGUUUGAUUAUACAAACAUAGACUGGAGUCUAGAUCGGCUUCCUCUUCCAGCAACUAGCCCUUCAAGGCCAGGUAUGUGGAUGGGUUUUGGCUCUUCAACAAACUCUACAGAUCUUUAUGCAUCAGGAAGGGGUGGUGGUGGUAAACCCGCCACGAGAACGCCGACGGGUAUUCUAUCAAACGGGAAUAACGGGCUUUCCAUGGGUUUGCAUCCGGAUGGGGUAGGGGCUGUAGGUUCUGAUGCAUCAUCUGCAGGUGGUUCUCGUGAAUGGACUUCCCCGUUUGAAGAGAAAGAGUUGUUUAGUUUCCCCAGACAGUUUGUUUCUUCUCCCUCACUUUAAUGAAGGUCAAAAAGCAUGAUGAACAAAUAAUAAGAUGAUAGGGGAUGAAAAAACAAUAAGAAAACAGAACUUGAAAACAUGUGUUGGGAUUUAAUGUUUCUCUUCGUUUUUUCAAUCGUGCCUGCUGUCCUGCUUGUUGUUUGUGUGUUUUCUUUUGAUCUUAAUAUUGUUACGGGAAGUGUAUCGUCUCUUUUCUGGAGCUGAAAUUUCCGAUUCGGGGUACAAUUGCUGCUUCAAUGGUAUGUACACUAUGCAUCACACAAUGUACCUUACUUCGGUGUUCGUAAGUUUCAGCUUUGGAAAUGAGACUACCCUUUUUUCUUCUA